AGACCAUGGAAGCCAACGCAGAAGAACAAAGCAGCGAGUCAGGAGGACCAGAUUGGGCCGAGUUGACUACGAGUGCCUCACCAAUAUCUUCUCCCAACUUAACAUCCAGGACCGAUGGCGAGGCACCAUGCUUGUCUGCAAGUCAUGGCUCUGCGCCUUCAAGGGCCCUUCUCUUCACACCAUCUUCAACCUCGACCCUCAAUUCGAGCCUCCCCCGGAGCUUCCCAACUGAUGGGCCCCUUAUUUCGAGCGUAAGAUCGAUUCCAAGCUUUCUUCCGUGGUCCGAUGGAGCCAUGGAUCUCCAACCAAGAUCCGCGUUCGUCACUGCUCCGAUCGCUCUCUCGCUUUGGUCGCCAAAAGGUGCGAACUUGCCUCUCAAUUUGGAUUCCCAUUUCCUUCAAUUAUUUUUCGUUUGGAGAGUCAUGGAUAAUGUUGCCCAAAUCUUGAGGUGUUGUCGAUCAGGAGCUGCCCUCAUGUUACUGAUGAGUCUAUCUCUAGAAUUGCUUUGAGGUGUCCAAAGCUUAGGGAGCUU
Molecule: messenger RNA, 532 nt
Organism: Arachis ipaensis
Lineage: Eukaryota; Viridiplantae; Streptophyta; Magnoliopsida; Fabales; Fabaceae
Source: RefSeq, a predicted model, not a curated record